AUGCACGGCGAGAGGAGAAAUGUACAAUCGUGCAAUCUUGGCUGUUACUUUUGUACAAAUUUAUAAAGUUUUUACUUGUAUUUAUUCAGAAGAAAGAAACAUAUUUAUUUUUGAAAACAUAACUAUCAAUUCUUACAUUUUUAAUACCUACAUUUCCCAUUACAAACUUUUUUCUUUAAAAUCAUUACAGAUUGUUUCUUUUUAUACGUGGAAACCUUUUUUUACAUCAUGUAUUUUUUAAAUAAUGACAUUAGUAAGAGGUAUAGCAAGAUAAAGGGGUUAAAACUGCACCAUUCACCAACAGCUUGAUGAAAGAGAACAUCGUAAAGCAAUUAUGAAUUCUUUACUUCGACACAAAUGUAAUUAGAGUAAAUAGAAUAUGAUGUUUAUGAUAGUAAAUUUGUAAAACGGAAAGCAUAAUAAAUUUUGUGCAUGUCAAUGAUUAUGAUAGUUAUGUCUUAUCUGUUAUUGUCAUACCUGUCAUCUAGGGGUUAUCAGAGAGCGUUGCGUACUUUAAAUCUAUAAAUUUAGAAACUAAACGCUAACGACUUAUGUAUGAUAACCUAAAUUAUACAAUUUAAACAAAUUUUUGAUACAACAGAAAAGAAAAAGGUCUAUAAGAAUAAUAUGAUUUAAAAAGAUAAUUUGAGCACAUGCAGUUCAUGAAUAGUUUAUUUUAAUUUAUUAAUCAUGGAUAGAUUUUCAAGUAUUGAUUGGAAUACUGCAUUGGAAGACCUAAUAGAUAAUACUUUUGUUAAUGAAGGAAGAUUAGAGAAAGAAAGUGUGAUGUAUCGAAUUAUGACUGGGAAUUUCAAAGAUCCAUUUAAAGAUAUUGAAGAAGAUUACAAGAAUGUUAAAAUCUAUCUAAUGAAGGAUGCUGAUCUGGACUUAAGUAAAAUGGAAAAAGAAUAUGAACCUAAGCACACAAAAAAGACCAAAUGUUAUAUACCUGGUAUUGUUAAACCAAUGUUUAAAAGUCUUAAGAAAUCCAAACUAAACAAGGAACAACAAGCAAUGUGUUUAAGAGUCUUGUUAAAAUUUUCAAAAUCUGAUAAACCGAAGCUAACACAAAUAGAGAGAAAAGAAUUAAAAGUAUAUAUGGACUUACAACAAAUAAUAUCUAAAGAACAAGAUGAAUUUUUGGAGUUUGCAAAAAGUAAAUGGCAUGAAAGAUCAUUUAAAAUCACAUGUGAAGAUUAUAUAAAUUUACAUUGGAAAUUAAAGUUACAAUGUAUUUAUAAAUUACCUAGGUAUUACACUGAAAUAACAAGCAUUCCAUUUGUAGCAGAUAAAAAUAUUCAAGUAAAAUUUCUUUCUAAUUGUUUACAACUGGGUAAAUUACAAAAGAUAGUGUUGCCAACUUUUAGUAGACCAUGUAUGCUACAUAUAAAUUCAGAACAAUUACAAAAACGAUUUCUUCCUGAAAAAGAAAAUGUCAAAGAAUCAUUGAUGCUUUUUAAACUACCUGUAAGUGAAGAUGCAAAUUGUCAAAAAUUGGCUGAAGAUAAUAAUGUAGAUUUGGUAAUUUCAUCCAGUGGUCUUAAUUGUUUAGUAAAUAAUAUUGGUCCAACAUAUUCAAAUUCGUGGAUUUUACCCAUAGUCAUUAAAAGGCACAAUGAUAAAAAUGUUAUCUACAUAGAUAAGCCAGCACCCCCAGUUGCAAGUACUAUACCAGAAAAAAAUACUUGGGUGUAUAAAUAUAUUCUGAAAUAUUUUUUUAUUGGUACCAAACAUUUAGCUUUAGAGAGUAAUGAAGAUGAUAAUAUAUUUGAUGAUGUUAAUUGUGAAAAACUAUUAAAAUUAGAAGAAGAAUAUGAAAAUGCUUCAACAAAAAUUAACAAUGAGUUAUCUUCAAAUGCACCAGAAGAGGAUAAAAGUUUUGAAGAAAUUUUAACUCAACAGAAUCUGACAAACUGUGAAGAAUCUUUGCAUACAACUGCUUCUAAUUUUUGUAAUUCCUUUAGUUCUACAAGUAAUGAAGAUAUACAAAAUGGAACCUCUGAAGCGAUGGAAAAUUGUGUAUCAUAUAACUUGUUUACAAUUGGACCACUACUUUCAGAACAGAAUGAAUUAAUGAAAGACGUUAUUAAAGAAUAUAAAAUGUUAGUUCGAACAAAAACACAUGGGGUUGAGAUUUUAGAGAAUGAAGUACAAAGAUUAUUAUUGUUAACACCAAAAUUAGAGCAUCAGCCUGAUCUUGGUGCUGAAGCUGUAACAUUAGAAGAAGCAUUGAAACAAUGGGUAUCUUUGAUAUUUAGGCCUCAUACAUUUCUAGCUCGAGUUCGAAUAUCAAGUAAAACAUCAGAAAUAUUACAAAUAGAACAUCGUACAGCAAUAUCUAUAAAUAAUGAAAUUAAAAGACUUUAUAACACGAAAGUUGAAAAUACUUUGAUAAUUUUACAUAAUGUUAUUCAAUCUCUUGCAAAUUUAUCUCCAGGACGUUAUAUUUUGAGACAUACAAUAAGAAAUGGAGCAUUUGCUGCUGUUUUUAAAUCAGCAGAAAGUUCAGGAAAAAAUAAUCUUGAUAUUCAUACAAUUUAUGAUGAAAUAUUUCACACUUUACCUAGUCCACCUUGGAUUCCAUUAGACAAAACCUUACCAACUCCAAUGCUUAAGUAUUUUGAAAGAAUGCCAGCUUUGUUUUAUCCAUCGAAUAAUAAAACAUCUUCUGUUAAUAAAAAACGCACCAAAUGUAAUACAGGAUUUGUACGUAGAAGUUUAAGAAAUAACAAGAAAAAAUGAUCAGUAUUCAAUAUCAACAUAAGUGGAGAAAUACAUUUCUUUAACAAAUUAGCUUUUUCUAUUGGUCUUAUUUCUCUACUCAAUAUACAAACACAAAUUUUAAAUUUUAUAUGCUGCCAUUAUUAUUUGUUUAUUACAGUAAGAUCUAAAGUCUGAUACAAUCUGUGUUACAAAUGUAUACAUUUGAUGUAAUUUUAAUUGUUUUUUAACUUUAACUAUAAUAAAUUGCUAUUGCAUCUGUAUAAUCUCCUGUAUCUUGUGUGAACUACAUAAUAUAAUAAAAUAUAGCAGAAUAUAACACAAUCUACCAUAUAUUAUGGAAUAACAAAUAAUAUAUCGUAAUAUACAGUUUCGGAUCGAAAUAAGCAAUACAUUCGAGACCAUACUGGUACUAUAUGGCUUAAUUUUAUUCUCGAAUGAGACAAAAAAGAACACGGAGAAGAAAUGAGAGGCUUGAGAUAACGGCAAUUUCAUAAAGUGAUCAGUCGAGCAGUAUAUAACACGUCAGGAUCGCUAAUAUUAGAAUGAGAAAGCAUUAUAUAUAUUCUAUUCGUUUUCUAUUAAAUGAUGUCACUAUUCAUUCGAUCACAAAAAUGUAUGGCUUCUUGCUUUCACAGACUUCUUACUCGUUUCGAAUCUCUCACUCUGUUGGCGAAUUCAAGUGAAGAAGAGGGGAUAGCGAGUUGCUUAUUUUGAGUCAGAAACCAGUUAUUAUAGGCAAAACUUAUUUCGAGAUAAAACUGUAGUGUAGUAUAUUUCAGAUUUGAUUUCAGUUCUAGUAUCUUAAUUAUCAGUCGUAUACAUUUUCUAAGGUUUCUUAAGGUAAGAUAGGAUAGUGAAAAGACAAUUGGAUUUAUGCUAUCUCCCCUUACUAUGUUCUCUGUAUGUUUUUUUAUUAUUGUUUUUUAUUUGAGUAUUUGCGUUGCGUUAGAUGCUGUAAAGUUUGUAUAUUUAACAAGUUAAGUGUAUAUAAAAAAAUAAAUAUUUAUCGUAUCUUUUACGUGUAUAUAAAAAUAAAAGUAUUGUCUUUUUUUAAAUAAAUAUAAAAUAAUUUUUUAAACGUAUAAAAUAAACACUAUUAAAAGUAAAUUAUGUUAUAAUAAUGUUAUGUGUAAAAUUUAUAAAUAUUGAAAUUAAAUGUUAUAUAAAAGUAUGUUUGAUAAAUAUAUAAAACCAGAGAGGAAAUUUCCUCUCUGAUAUAACUUACACAUAUUUUAAGACUUAUAUAUCUAUAAAACACGGCUAGCCACUAAAUAUUCAACGUACUAAAUAUAUAAUGUUUAACAUUUUAAUAUAUUUAUAUUCAUAAAGAUUUUUUUUAUAACAAUUUGUACAAAUAGUAGGUUUUCAUCGUUAAAUAUACAUAUAUAUAUAUAAACAUUU
Messenger RNA from Bombus huntii, 4125 nucleotides. RefSeq lists its product as uncharacterized. Gene Ontology annotation, biological process: positive regulation of transcription by RNA polymerase III; snRNA transcription by RNA polymerase II; snRNA transcription by RNA polymerase III. The coding region runs from base 691 to 2742 and encodes 683 amino acids. Gene Ontology annotation, cellular component: transcription elongation factor complex. Lineage: Eukaryota; Metazoa; Arthropoda; Insecta; Hymenoptera; Apidae. The transcript is spliced from 10 exons. The record is from RefSeq and is a predicted model, not a curated record.